CGUUGAUGAUGUUGUUGUUGUUGUUGUUGUUGUCGUCGUCGUCGUCGUCGUCAUGUUCGCGUAUUUCGUCCGUCUUUUAUUCGAUUACACUUUGUCUAUUUUUUUUGCUCAGACCGUCAGAUUCGGUCGUCGGAGCUGUGUAAGAUAUAGAAUGAGAAAGAACGAGAGCGAGAACUGACUGCGAAUGUAUGCAUGUGUUAAAUUUCUUAUUCCAUUUUAUGCCUUUUUCAUUUGUGCUGUGUGUUGAUUUUGUAUGUGCGUUGUUUUUCUUAUUCUGCUUCGAUGGUCUUUUUUCUAUUCUUUCUUGUUAUUUUUUUUUAUAUUAUUGCGUUCUCCGUCUAUCAGGCCGUGUUGGAUGUGUUAUUUUUUUUUUGCUCUUGGUCGUUCUUGAUAUUUAUUUAUUUUGUUAUGUUUUUUUUUUCGUUGAAUUUUGUAUGAUUCUCGCCAGUGAGUAGUUGUUGUUGUUGCUACUGCCGCUUGUUUUGAGGCCUUUCCAUGUAGAGUAUGUGAAUGGUUUUAUACACAUUUAUUUUUCACAAUUUUAUUCUUCUGUCGUCGCUGUUAUUGGAUUUUUUUUUUCGUUCCUUCGUUCUCUCUUUUUCUUCUAUGUGUGUAUGAUUCGUUCAUCGCAUUUAAAUUGCUGUGCGUGCUGUUGGUUUGGUUCCUUGCUUUGAGAAUGCGAAAACAUGCAGAGAAAGACGGAGAAAAUGAUGUGUCCUUUCUACCCGAGAACAGCGUAAUCCAAAGCCGUUGCUGCUCACACGCACACACAACGGCCUCGAACAAACGACUACUUUGGGGAUUUUUCGUGCAUUUCUAAGCCUCCAUUCUGCUUUUUAUCUCAUUCUUUGCGACCCGACAACUGUAUAAUUUCCAUCCAGCGUGUAUCAAAUACUGUAAGAAGUAACAAUUCACGAUGAACGAAAAUGCUUGUGCCGGCCCGAUCACAAUACGGCCGCCGACUAAGCACGAAUCAAGAAGUAUAAUAAUUGUAGGGGCAAGACGAAACACCGCCGAAUAAAUGUGAAUCAUUCUAUACAUCGCGUACUGCUAUAGCUGAUCAAGAAAAAAAAAUCUUUGUUGUUUUCUUCGUUGAUUUCAAUGAAGCGCGCGCGAAGAAAUCUUACAUUUGUAUGGUACAAUUCACUGCACGGUUCUUUUCCAUUUGUCCACUUCGCACGGCAAGUAAAACGCGCACGAAUGCAUGCGUAUGUAUAUGAGUGUCAUUGUGUGUGUGUGGAUGCGAGAGAUGAGAGUUUCUUGAUGUUCGUUAUUUUUUUCGUUUAACAUUUUCGUUCCAAGACUUUGGAAUAAGCAAAAGAUCAACAACAACAGCAAAAAAAAAAUAAACAUCGAAAAACGAAUUACAACGAAUCGAAAGAGACGGAGGAAAACAAAUCCCGAAGAGAAUCAUUAUACCUGUGGAUAAAGAACAACAACACAGAAGAACGACAACAACAACAACAUAAAAAAAAAAUUAUACAUUUUUCGUAAAUGUAUUUUUAAAAAAAGGCGAACGCAAGAGAUAGACAAACAGAUUAUAAAAAAACCAACUACAACGAAAAUGUUAUGUACUCGCGCGGUGUAUGGACGAUCUAUCUAUAUUUGCUGUUGUUUUGUUUUUUCUUCAUAUACAACUUCUGCGUUGUUUUGCCUCGUUUUUUUUUGUCGUUCGCUCGCUCGCUCGUUGUACACACAAAUGUACGCACUCACCAAAUCAAAAGGAGCUAACAAGCUCGCUUAGAACACAUCACAUAACAGUGAACUGAAAAAAUAACGACAGAAAGAGAGAGCAAAAGCGAGAGAGAAAGAGAAAGGAACUGAGAAGAAGAAAAAUAAUCUUCAUUAUUCCCGUACUGCAUUCAUUCAAAACGAAAAGAUUUACUAAUUUUGGAUUCAUCUACAUCAUCACAGCGCAUUCUUCGUCGUACUCGUUUAUUUUUUUUUCAUUUUUCUCUUUCGUCGUUUGUUUCUCUAUCCGUUUUUAAAAUAUUUUGUUGUUUGUUUCGUUCGAAAGGCCCAAUCUGUGCGGGCAUUGAACAGCGUAAAAAUGCAGGAAAUAUCCAGUAUUUUAGUGCACAAUCUACGGAGUGUAUCAAAACGUUUUUCAGUUUAUUGAACAGCAAACCAAAAAAAAAGUUUACGAAGAUAAAAACAGCACCGAAAAAAAUAAAAGAACACACACACACAGAGAGAGAGAGAAAGAAGAAACGAUUGCAAACAGCAUUUUCUAAAAAUAUAUCGAUUGUGUAUUAUGGAAUAUUUACAAGUUACCGGGUAACAGUUCGAUUGACACGAAGGAGAGCGAAAGGUUUGACUGAGCCAGAAAUAAACCAUUGAUAUUACUACGGACAUUUGAAACAUUUAUUGCACCAAAACCGACAAGAUGCAGGCAGUCGUUGGUGAUGGACGGAAGGGUGACGCAGCGCUUGCGUACGAACUGGAGAAAUCAUUGCAAAAUGUUGAGCAGCAAGAGCAAUUGAUGUACGGUGAAGAGGGAACAUGCACAUUGUGCUCGAAAACAUUUGCCAGAAAAUCAUCGUUAUUGACACACAUUCGAAAUCACACAGCUGAACGAAAAUACCAGUGUCCAACAUGUCAAAAAACAUUCACACAGGCGGCUAAUCUACGGAAUCACGAACGAAUCCAUUCACAAGUGCGUCCGUAUGUGUGCGGUGAUUGUGGAAAAGCAUUUACACAAAUCACAAAUUUGAAUAAUCAUCGUCGGCUACAUACAGGAGAGAGGCCGUUCGUGUGCAUUGAACCAGAGUGUGGCCGAUCUUUUGCACAAGUUACUAAUUUAAACAACCACAUGAAAUCGCACCAUAAAAUCCAACAAUACCUUUGCAAUCAGUGUCCGCGUCGUUUUACGCAGGUGACAUCGUUGAAUCAGCAUCUGCUGCUGCACAGCGGUUUCAGUGGACUGGUCUGCCCGCAAUGCCCCGACAAAACGUUCAAGCAACAGAAUCAGCUGCAGCAGCACAUGAAAACCCAUGGUUUAACAUUUCCAUUUGAAUGCACGAAAUGUGAUGAGAAAUUCUUGCAAGCGGCUCAUUUCAAUCAACACUUGGCCCUGCACGAGGAAUUCAAGUUUCGUUGUACCAUGUGCUCGAGCAGUUUCAAUCAAGAGGCAUUGCUGAAGAAACACAUGCAGCGACACAUCGAUGGUCGUUAUCAUCAAUGUCCCGAAUGCUCCAAAGGAUUCACCCUAAAGAAUCAACUGAACAAGCACAUCCAACUCGAACAUGCAAGCAGUGAAGCGGCUCGUUUGCUGAACAAAAAACGCACCUCAACAAUUGCCGGCAAAUUCAAUUGCUAUUUCGACAAUUGUGAUGCUUACUUUGAGUCGAAUGACUUGCUGAACACGCAUUUGAACAAUGUACACGGAUUGGCGUUGAUCAAAAGUCAGAAUGCUGGCACAGCCAAUACGGGUGGUGGUGGUGGCGGCGGAGGUGGAGGCCGAAGCAAAAAGAAUAAGGGAGAUCCACAUGCGCACUCAAUGUUCACGGAGCAGCUAAAGAAUAUCAAGGAAGAAGAACCACACCACCAUCAUGCUCACCAACAACAGGUACCACUAUCGUUGCCCCUUGGAAUUUCGUUACCAUUACCGCCAUUCAUGAACGGCAAUGGUUCGUUACAGGCACAAACACAGCAUAUGCCACAACAAAUGAACGUCAUGCUACAACAUGCUCAUCAACAAGUCCAACAGCACAUCCAACAACAGCAACAGCAGCAACAACAACAACAACAGCAACAGCAACAGCAUCAUCAUCCGCAAAACCAUGCCCAUGCCAUAAACAUAUCGAAAGAGAAAAACAAGUGCCACGAAUGUAAUAUUAUCUAUUCAAAUGAUACCGACUACAAAGUUCACAUGUACUACAAACAUUUCACAAAUGCCAAUAAAAUGUAAAGCAAAUGGAUUUGUUUGGUCGGCAUCGUCGUCGUCGCCGUCGUCGCGUCGUCGCGCAAGCUCGACACACUCUCUCUCUUUCGAUAUUCUAUCGAUUGGCAUUUUGAUCGGCCAACCGAUUGCCAAUGGGAAUAUACCGUUUUACACACUUCUAUUUCGAAGCAUCAUUUCUAUUUUCUAACGGUCUCUCUCACUCGACGAAGUGAACCAUUUUCUUUGCAGUUGUUUUUUUUUAUUCUCCAGUGAUUACAUACACGAAACAAUAUUUAUGUUUCGAUCGACAUCGGUGAACAGAAGAAGAAAUAUGCCGCUAAACGAAUUUAUUUUAUUUUGUGAUCUCCUCAAAAUUUCUCGAAGCCAAUUUCAUUGGCACCAGUUAUUAUAUUUACUUCGAAUAGCAUAGCUUCCAAAAACAAAAACAAAAUUGGGAGAUUUUGGAAUUUAUUUUUAAAAAAACACAUUUGGUUCAAAAUUGUCACAACAAUUUUUUUACCUGGCAUUUCAACUUCUGUUCUCCAAGUCACACAUAUGCAAACCUACAAAACGAUUACAAUAGCUAUACAAAAACUCUUUUUCUGAAGCAACAAAUUCAAAUUGGUUUAAAUGAGAAAAUAUAAAAACAAAAAACCAUUUAAUUUGAUAAUUAAAAACAAUGUAAAAGUGGACAAAACAAACGACUAGUACCAGAUAUAUUGAAUAACAACGUCAACAUAAAACGGUAAAUCUAUCGAAUUAGGUUAUAUUUUGAACAACAAAAAAAUACUAUGAAAAUGAUAAUGAAUUUUAUCAUUUGAACACUUGAUAUUGUGUGCAAAACUACUAUCUAAAAAAAAUGGUUGGAAACAAAUAACAAGAAAAAAUGAUAAGAAAUUGUGUGACUCAACACAUUUUGUUAAGAAAGAGAAGGAAAAAGGACUGAAGUAAAAUUGAUGAACAAAAAAUGAGAAUUCACUGGUGAAUGACAAUGAUUUCUGGAUGAAUAAAGAUUAGAUAGUUUUGCACAGAGACAACCGAUUAUAAACAAAAUGAAGAGAAUAAACUAAGAUGAAAUUUUAUAAUUGAUCUAGCCAUUAAUGGAAAUUCAUGUGCACAUUUAGAGAAAAAGUCGCAAAGUAUAAGCAAGAACAAGAAAAAAACUAAACAAAA
Molecule: messenger RNA, 5056 nt
Organism: Sitodiplosis mosellana (orange wheat blossom midge)
Lineage: Eukaryota; Metazoa; Arthropoda; Insecta; Diptera; Cecidomyiidae
Product: gastrula zinc finger protein XlCGF57.1
Exons: 7
Coding region: 2387-3910 (507 amino acids)
Source: RefSeq, a predicted model, not a curated record